Molecule: messenger RNA, 3309 nt
Organism: Linum tenue
Lineage: Eukaryota; Viridiplantae; Streptophyta; Magnoliopsida; Malpighiales; Linaceae
Source: the annotation of a GenBank genome assembly
UUGUAAGAGUACUGAAAUAUACAGAUAGUAAACUUCAGGAAUCUAAUCUCAUUACAAGAACAAUAUCGUGUGCAUUCUGGGAGUAUGUAUAAAAUAUAAAGGACUAAAUUGUAAUAUAUCUAAAUCAUCUCACUGAAACCCUAAACGCCACAGAGGUGCUAAGGUUUUGCAGAGGUAACUAAAAUCUUGCUACACUUCUAAAAAGUAAAAACCCUUCUCACAGCUGUCAAUGUCAUCAAUGGCGGACGGCGGCGGCGAAGAAGUCCAGGUUGUGACCUUGGGAGGUAAGGGCUCAUCUCUUUCCUCCUCCUCUGUCAACGCUAUCGCUGCCGGCCAAGCUCGACUCCGCAUCGAUUCGUCGGCACUUGAUAGGCUAACCACUCAGUCCUCUCCUCCAGAGUCUCUGAAAACAUGCAGAAUCCCGAUCCCCGAAACACUAACCCCGAUCGAAUGUCGAGCCUCACUCGUCGUCCUGCUCAACAAGCUCCUUCGCCACCCGAAUCCUUCAAAAAUUCGCACCGUCCUCCCCAAUCUGAUCGCCGAUGCACUAAAUUCAGGUUCCGGCGCGGCCACGAGUUUCGCAUCAGUUGAGGUGACAGAUGAGGAAGAGUUGGUGGUCCAGAACUCCUGCGCGGAGCUGUACGGCGUUUCCGCCAUUAUCGACCACGAAGCAGCUGCUCUGGCGACUGUAGUCGAUGCCGUGGCUGCAUUGUCGUGCGAGGCGCUGAAAGGAAACGACGCGGCGUUUAAUUCCACGGAUUCUGGAGAUGGGCACGUCGACAAGGAUGAGAUUGGUGUCGCCAGUGAUAUGAAGUUGCUGCUCAGUGGAUCGAAGAUGGCGGGAAAGAAUCCGAUUAAGGCAAUCUCAAAGAUUCCUGAAGUUCACGGAGGAUUGAGGCAGUUUGUGAAGUCGGUGCAUUCGAUGACGAGGGUCAAGCUGAAUUCCUCUGUGAAAGCCGUGGAUGGCGGGGAGAGGGAGGCGGUGGCGGCAAAGCUGCAACCUUUACCCGCGCUAAGGAAUGUGGGGGCAAGUAGUUUAAGCAGGGCGAAGCUGAAUGUUGAAGCUGUAGGGAUUGAAAGUUCUAGGACUGGUUUGCUUACUCUGUUUGAGGAGACAUGCCCUACUGAUGCUGAUUUGAAGAAUGCUGCUAAGUUGGUUUCAGAUUUGCUUUUCGAAGAGGAUUAUCCGGCAUUCGUUCAUGCAUUGAAUGGUUUGUUGGAGACUGUGUGGACUAUUGUCUCGUGGGAGGUUGUGACGGCUUUUGUUGUUCUGGAGGGUGGAGAUUUGGAGGGUGGGACGACUGGUGAAGUGAAUGGAGGGGAUAAACCGGUGGACAAGAAGAGUGAGAAGAAGAAAAAGAAGGCGGUUCUGGGGAAAGGAACUAGCUUGACUGUGCAGUUAAUUAAGGAAUGGUUACAGAGAAAGGAAGGGGGAGCUAGUGAUGGUCAAACUGUGUUGGAGAAAUGGGUGAAGGAUGUGUUAUUGUUUUUCAAUCACAAGCGCCCUCAAUUUGGAGAGUUAGUUACCAAAAUUAAAGGAAUAGUGGAAAGUAAUGAAAGUAGAAGGCUUCCCAAGCUUCCUAAGGGUACUCGUGACUUCUCUAAGGAGCAAAUGACAAUAAGAGAAAAGGCAUUCUCUAUCAUUGCUGACGUUUUCAAGAGGCAUGGUGCAACUGCUCUAGACACUCCAGUUUUUGAAUUGAGAGAGACUUUGAUGGGGAAAUAUGGGGAGGAUUCAAAGUUGGUUUAUGAUCUUGCUGACCAGGGUGGGGAGCUAUGUUCUUUGCGGUACGACUUAACUGUUCCAUUUGCUCGGUAUGUGGCUAUGAAUGGUAUCACAUCAUUCAAAAGGUACCAGAUAGCUAAAGUGUAUAGAAGAGACAAUCCAGCAAAAGGAAGAUACCGCGAAUUUUAUCAGUGUGAUUUUGAUAUUGCUGGACAAUAUGAAGAAAUGGGACCAGAUUUUGAGGUCAUUAAAAUUCUGACUGAAUUGCUCAAUGAGCUAGAUAUUGGUGAUUAUGAGGUCAAAUUGAAUCACCGGAAGUUGCUUGAUGGUAUGUUAGAAAUAUGUGGAGUGCCACCAGAAAAGUUCAGGACAAUAUGUUCAAGCAUUGACAAAUUGGAUAAACAAUCAUUUGAGCAAGUUAAAAAGGAAAUGGUUGAGGAGAAGGGUUUAAGUGCAGAGACAGCAGACAAAAUUGGUACAUUUGUGAAGGAAAGGGGAUCCCCUAAGGAAUUACUGGUGAAGCUCAAACAAGAAGGCAGCGAAUUUUUGCUGAAUGCUUCUUCUAAACGUGCACUGGAUGAACUGGAUAUUCUUUUUGAAGCUUUGGACCGUUCAAAGUGCAUUAGCAAGGUUGUUUUUGACCUGAGCCUUGCCAGAGGGCUUGAUUACUAUACUGGAGUCAUAUACGAGGCUGUCUUCAAAGGAACUACACAAGUUGGUUCGAUUGCGGCUGGUGGGCGUUACGACAACCUUAUCGGCAUGUUUGGCACCAAGCAAGUCCCUGCUGUUGGAGUCAGCCUGGGGAUCGAACGUGUGUUUGCUAUAAUGGAGCAGGUUCAGAAGGACAGGAACCAGAUUGUUCGCCCUACCGAGACCCAGGUUCAAUUGAGCAUCCUAGGGGAUAAAAGCAAGCUGCCUCUAGCUGCAGAGCUUGCUGGGGAGCUGUGGGACAGCAGAGUGAAAGCGGAGUACAUCCUUAACAAGAGGUCCGACAAACACAUGGCCCGAGCCAAGGAAUCAAAGGUGCCGUGGAUGGUCCUCGUGGGGGAGAAGGAGCUCGAGAGUGGUACCGUGAAGCUAAAGAACAUGGAGGCCAACGCCGAGGAAGAGGUUCCAAGAGCUACAUUUGUUCAGGAAUUGCAGAGACGGUUGAAGGAAUGAACGUUACAUGCCCUAGUCAAAGCAAUGCUGCCUGUUUUGUUAUCUUGGAUGAUAUACUUGGUGAAUUAGAAUAGAGAAAGGAGAGAACACUAGUAACUAGUUACUACUAUUGAAUCAUGGUAAUCUUAUGUGGGAGAAUGUUAUGUAUACAUGUUUGGAAUCACGUACUCUGUUCACAUUCUAUCAGGGAGCACCAUGUAACUUGGUACCUAAGAAAAGGCAUCUUCAGUUCAAUAUGAUCAUAAUGAUCCUUACAUUUCACCCUUUGUCCCAAAACAUAGCUUUCGAACUUUGUCCUUUUUGUUGCCUUGUAAACGUGUAUAUGUGUACUUUUCAAUGGAGUGUCCAAUGUUUUCUUCUUCGUUUCUUGUCACCAAGGAAUUCAUUACGAGGCAACGAGGAAGGAAAGUAUCGUAAUGCCA